CACGGCAGAGACGACGGAGUGUAUUACUACGGCUCAAGAAGAGAACCAGCAAACUUUCAACUGACACAAAUGUAACUGGGUCGUAGCAGUGCAGCACAUAAGUGCCGUGUUCAUGGCAACAAAAUGUGAUCGUGGUUUACUACUGAACGUCCUCACUCCGAAUACUCGCCACAUCCAUGCAAGCGUGUGUAUGUACCGAUAGUAAGAAAAGGAGAGAAUACGGGCCGUGGGAAAAUGUUCCUUUUUUGGACAUUACCCGUUAUGCUUCUUAUUUUGACAUGGGAUGGAGGACUCUCUCAGGAUGCAAAUCGUGUGGUUUUUUCUCUGGGAAAGUUUCAGAAUUUAACCGUUCCUCCGAACGCGACUCUGCAGGUGGUGGUGUCCAGGAUCCCUUGGGAGGUGACACACAUCACCCUGCAGUUUCACACACAGCGACGCAAUACCACAUUGUCCUACAAAAAGAUCCCAACUCCCGACUCCGCCAACACAGCGGUGGAUUCGGGCCUGCUGUCACCCCUCUUUCCCUGGCAGAACUUCCUCACCUGGUACCUGCUGUCACCUGAUGAUGACCCCGUUGCAGGCACGGGUGUCAUCCUGCCCUACAAGCACAGGGACCCAGUUCCUGGAGGAUGCAACCUGGAAUAUGACCUCACAAUUGACCCCAAUAUCUACCUGCACUACAACCUGUUUAAGACUACUAUCCACUUUGCUCCAGCUAACAUCGGAUAUGCAAGAGGAGCCACCCUGCCAGCCUGCAACAUAUCCCAGUGGCGCUUGGAGUAUGAUAUCUACCGCUUUUACCUUCCAACGGGUGACUACUCAGAGCGGACCCUCCUUUUCUACAUAGAGAAAGCAGCCAGCGUGCAGAGCUUGACAGAUUAUGGGGAAAAGCUAGCGACACUUUCCUCGAGCGAGGAGACAUCCAUGACCAUCAGUUCGGUAGCGGGUCAGGGUGUCAUCUAUUCGGUCAUCGCGAGGGACACGACGCUAAACACGUCUGCCUCCUACAUCCCCGUCCACACCUACAGCUGCAGCUUCUCCUCUGUUCUGGACGACUGUCUGAGUAUGGGAAGGAUUUCCACCAAGGUCUUUUUCACACUGGGAGGUUUGGCUGGCCUUUUUGUCUGCUUCUUUGGGCACCGUUUUUUCAAAUGUGAGCUUUUCUGCAUGGGUUUUGCCUUCACGGGACUGAUCUUCUUCGUUCUGAUCACCAGAACCACCCUCCUGGAUUACGACAUGCGGCUGGCCCUGACGGCAGUGAUGGGAGUGGUGGGCGGGGUUUUGCUGGUGUUAAGCUGGUGGCGUUUUGGGUCGGUCAUGGCCUGUGUGAUAGUGGUGGGCCUCAUCCUGGGCUUCUUGGUGGCGUCCAUCAUCUUCUACACGCCUCUCGGCGACCUUGCGGUGUUCCGCUCGAGUGUGGUCUUCUGGGUCACUUUCAGCUGCAUUGUGCUGGUGGUCCCGCUCAUCUUUUUGCGCUGGCCCAGAGAGGGGAAUAUAACUACCUGUGGUGUGGCCGGGGCCUACGCCGUGGUGCUGGCAGUGAAUGCUUACGUCUCCACCAGCCUGGCCUACAUAACCCUGGACAUUCUCAAGCGCUUCCUCAACAUCAACUUCAACAGAGAGUUCAUCAACGUGCCCCUGCAGGACAUCGAUUUUGGGAUGAUCACGGUGUGGGUGGUGCUGGGUGUGAGCGGGACGGUGCUGCAGCUGUGCCGGGAACGCGAGCGCCCCUUCUUCCCCCCGAGCCCCUACCUCAUGUGGAGACAGGCCAGGGAGCGGCGCAAAACCAACGUCCUGGACCCUAGCCACCACGUGCCCCCGCUGCCGGGACGGCUGCGGGCGCGGCUCCAGGGCAUGUUCCGGAAGAGCGAGCCGGCCGACGAGCAGACGCCCCUCCUUCUCUGACCUCAUGUGACAGGACACGCCCCUCCUGCUGUGCCGUCGACUCUUCAGAGCGACACGUUGCCCCUCCCCAAAAGCCCAAA
Molecule: messenger RNA, 1985 nt
Organism: Megalops cyprinoides (Indo-Pacific tarpon)
Lineage: Eukaryota; Metazoa; Chordata; Actinopteri; Elopiformes; Megalopidae
Gene: tm7sf3
Product: transmembrane 7 superfamily member 3
Exons: 12
Coding region: 235-1905 (556 amino acids)
Source: RefSeq, a predicted model, not a curated record